UUUUGGCGUGGUGGGUAAUUGGCUGUGCAAGUCUGGUUUGCCCUGACUUGUAAGCCUCCCUGACAGAGGCUUCCCAGGCUUGCUCAAGUCAGUGGGUUCCACGGCCUCCAUUGCUGAGCUGGUUCUGCUCUUUCUCAGCAUUGGGCACUGGAAGCCCCAAUCCAAAUCUGGCCUUUUGGGGAUGCUGCCUCAUGCCUGGCCUUCUCAACUGGCACCCCACAAAGAGGUAAAGCAGCAGACACCUUUCUCAUUCCUGUUCCCUCUGUGAUGAGAACAGAGCAAUGUAUCAAAGACUUUAGACAAUUUGAAGGAGGGGAAACACAAUUUGCGUGUCCGACCUGCUGAUAUACCAGUAGCUGAAAGAGCAUCUAUGAAUUACUGGAGAACACGAAAAUGUAUCAGCAAGCCAUCUGAAUUUCCUCUUAAAAGUCCAGCAUUUACUGGAUUACACGAGAAAGCUCCCCUAGGAUUAAUGGACACUCCAUUGCUAGAUACUGAAGAGGAAGUGCAUUACUGCUUUCUUCCCCUAGACCUGAUUGAAAAAUAUCCUUCCUUGGUCAAUGAUGAUAACUUGCUGUGGCUAUCUGACAAUGCUGUGCUGAUAGAAUGUGAAGGGAGUGAAUUCCGCUUCAUAGAGAAGAUUCUUCUGCCUGACAACUUCUCCAACAUGGAUGUUCUUGAAGCUGAAGCUGAGGCGCUGGGAAUCCCUGAAGUCACUGAAGCAGUAAAGAUAUAUAGGAGUAACCCUGGAGUCUACUCAGGAGAGACAUCUGAUCUUCAAAGCUCUGUAAAAGGCACAAUGGAAAAGCAGCAGGGGGUUCAGGAAGCAGCAGCCUGUCUCCCUUUAUACUCAAUGGCACUCGGCCUCUUAGUCAAAUACCCUGAUUCAGCUCUAGGGCAGCUCCACAUGGAGAGUACCUUGGAUGGGAACAAGCUGUAUAUAUCAGGGAAUGGAGUUCUCUUUCAGCACAUUAUGAAUUGGUUAGGAACUUGUAAACUUCCACUUAUACGGAGUAUGUCUGAGCUUCCUGAACUCUGUGCCUAUUUGGAUCAAAUGGACAUCAUAUAUGAGCCAAUGAAGGAUGCUUUAAAAAUAUAUCUAAAACAAAAGGCACCCAAAGAUACCAUGGCUAAGGUUGCAGACUGGGCAGCAGAAAUAGCAGCCUUUUCACUCCACCAUAUUGUCAAAGUAUAUGUAGGAAGUCACUGGUAUGCAACUUACUUACAAACAUUAUUAAAGUUUCCAGAGUUGCUGUCAAAUUGCAAAAAGGUUUACUGGAUUGCUUACGGUCAGAGUCUCCUCAUCCAUGGAGAUGGACAAAUGUUUCGACACAUCCUCAAUUUCCUUAGGCUUGGCAAGUUGUUCUUACCGUCUGAAUUUAAAGAAUGGUCUCUUCUAUGCCAGGAAGUGGUGGAAUAUCAGAUCCCUUCUCUCGUGGAAGCCCUUUAUCAAUAUGACAUGUACAGAUUAUGGGUGCAACAACAGGAAGCUCAAAGUGAAGCUUUUCCAUGUAGAAAUCUUGAGAUUGCAGUAUCAGAGAAGGGCUGUGAAUCCAGUGACGACCCUCGAGAUAAGUCGCAUAUUGCCAUGGAUUUACAGCAACAGGUCAGUAACUGGAGUGCAAUUAGAGAUGCACAAGGCAUGGAAGAGAGUGACACUGAGAUUGAAAAGUGCAGCCGUAUUUCACCAACCAAGGCAGGAAAACGAAGAAAUAACUGGGAAGGAUAUAGUCAGUCCACAGAUGAGUGGGAUAACUCCUGCUCUCACAGACAGCCAAGAAGCCCACCAAGGAAAAGAGCAAAAGGCACUUUGACAACCCCCCCCGAAAACCGAGAUACUCCAAUCCAGAAGCUAAUCUCCCUGGUGCAGGGAUGGGAUAUGGUGAACAGCAGACGCUGUGAAGCCCAGCAAGUGCCAGUCAAAGCAGAGGAAGAGCCCGAAAGGAGGGCACCAUGCCUUUUGUCACCAGUCAGAUGCCUUGGGGUCACCAGUCCUGAACCCUGUAGAAACAGCCGUGUGAUCCAAGCUACACCAAGAGUUCAGGGAAGCCUGCCAAAAGGUAGCCAGUGCAUGAUGGGCACUCCAGCUCCUGAGGGUUGGAUUGUCAAAAUUGGUGGACCCAACAUUUUGGAGGAGAAGCGUGCAGUUAAGGAACUGAGUGGCCAGAAAGAGAGAGUGCAAGGGACAACAUGCCUUGAACAAGCCGGUGCAGCCCUGGAUGAGCCCCAUGGCAACGCGGGCUUGAUUCUGAAAGUUGAGCAUCCUCCGAUUGUGGCUUGUGAUGGUUCUUGCAUUUCUCAUGAAGGCAGCAUCCUCUACAGCACACAUCUGGACGACACUAAACUUGCACAAGUGGCUGAAGGUGUUGUCUUCCUGAGCUUUCCACUGUCACAAGAGGAGAUCUUCUAUGCUCGCAAGUGCCACUGCUUUCUCACUGAUAUCAUCUUGGAUUCCAUAAGACAGAAGGACCCCAAGGAAACAACUGCCAAAGUUGAGUUUCUUGUGCAGAGGCUGUGGAACCUGAAGAUCACAGCAAAGGAGUUUGUGGCCGACUUGCUGAAGGUGACGCCUUUUAAAGCUGAUGGUCUUGCUUGCGAGAAGUUAUUGAAAUGGGUUGAAUUUACCCUGCCAUUUGCCUGGAAGUACAGUUGCUGUGUUGACCUGCUGAUAAAAAAAGGAUACUUUAAAUCACUCUCUCAUUUUGUCAUAGGGAAAUAUUUACAGAUGCCUUAA
Elgaria multicarinata webbii is the source of this 2734-nucleotide messenger RNA. It is a transcript of the gene KCTD19, whose product is annotated as potassium channel tetramerization domain containing 19. The record is from RefSeq and is a predicted model, not a curated record. The coding region runs from base 371 to 2734 and encodes 787 amino acids. Gene Ontology annotation, biological process: DNA-templated transcription. The transcript is spliced from 15 exons. NCBI's taxonomy places the organism in Eukaryota, Metazoa, Chordata, Lepidosauria, Squamata, Anguidae.